Bradysia coprophila is the source of this 1000-nucleotide messenger RNA. RefSeq names its product mpv17-like protein 2. Gene Ontology annotation, biological process: mitochondrial ribosome assembly. NCBI's taxonomy places the organism in Eukaryota, Metazoa, Arthropoda, Insecta, Diptera, Sciaridae. Gene Ontology annotation, cellular component: mitochondrion; membrane; cytoplasm. The record is from RefSeq and is a predicted model, not a curated record.
CAUUCUCGUGAAUGGGUUUCCAACAGAAAAUUAUGAUUGUAUAUAAACAAAAAUAAAAAAUGUUCAUCUUUCAUCCAUCUACACUCUACAGUCACAACUCACAACUUACAUAAUUUUGGCCAUGGAAUCUAUUAAAGAACAAGUCAUUUAUGUGGAUAGUCGUAGAUUAUUGACAAUAAUUCAUUGUUCUUAGUCACGGCAUUAAUGCUUAUUAAGACAAAACGAAAGAGGGAGAUAUGAAACAAUUCACGAGACUUUUUAGGAAAUUCCUAGAAACGACACAAAAGCGAAACGCAACUCAUAGUACAAAUAAUGCGAAGUGGACAUUGUCCAGACUAAAAGAUAAUGCCUUCGGAAAAUACUUGCUGCUAACGAAUACAUUAAGUUCUGGGUUUCUUAUGGUAGCUGGAGAUCAAAUGUCCCAGGAGAUCGAGUACCAGCGAGACAACUCGAAAAAACGGUUCGACUAUGAACGAUCAGCAAAAAUGUUUGUUGUUGGAGCCAUUCAGGGACCCAUUAACCAUUUUUUCUAUGGAUGGAUGGAUCGAGUAAUUAAAGUCGUUAAUUUGAAAAAUGUAUCGAAGAAAAUUGUUUUGGAUCAAUUGAUCAUGUCACCAGUUUGUAUCUUAGCAUUUUUCUAUUCAGCUGGUAUGUUAGAAGGACAGAGUGCAAGUGCAUGCACUGACGAGCUUAAGUCGAAAUUUUUAACCGUAUAUAGGGCUGAUUGGGCAGUGUGGCCGAUUACUCAAUUCAUUAACUUUUACUACCUCCACCCGAAAUACAGGGUGAUUUAUGUAAACUUUGUUACGAUGUUGUAUAAUGUAUUUUUGUCUUACAUUAAGCAUGACGAAAGUUAUCCGGUUACCACGGAAAUGUGAACAAAGAAUCUAGUCCCUCGUUCGAAUGUGUUAUGUGGGUAAAUUAUUUAUUUUGUUUUGAGGUGGAUGCUCAAAUAUUUAUUUUGUUUUUUUUAUUGUUAUAUGUUGAUAAGUAGUACACA